AUGCCCGUCCCGCAGCUCGGCUCUUCCUCGCGCCAGGCUCCAAGCCUCGUACGUCGGCUCCAGCGUUCGUACUUCGCAGCGCCGACGCGGUCGCUGAGGCACAGCGGACGAAACGCGCAGACAGCCUCGUCGGCUCGCGUCUGUGCCCGUGUCUCCUCCGCAUCUCUGCUCGUUCAUCUCCACGGCGCCGCGCCUGCAGCUGAUGGAUGCUUGCGAACAAGCCACUCACAAGAGGCCGCGAACAAGCCACUCACAAGAGGCCGCGAACAAGCCACUCACAAGAUGCCUGCGCCCACCGCUCCGCCAGCGGGUCUGCCGCACACGCAGAAGGCCACUGCUGUCGCCGCUAAGCCCGCACAGCAUGCAACGCGGCAUUGCGACAAUGGAAGCAUCUUCACGCCAAGCAUCGUCAAGUCGACGUUAUGCGCACCGAGGAUGACUCGGCACGCCGCAGGCGGACUCAUGAUGGAUCGAGUUGAUGGAGACUGUUCGGAGAUACGGAAUACGCUGGUUUAG
Messenger RNA from Mytilinidion resinicola, 516 nucleotides. RefSeq lists its product as uncharacterized. The record is from RefSeq and is a predicted model, not a curated record. The coding region runs from base 1 to 516 and encodes 171 amino acids. The transcript has a single exon. Lineage: Eukaryota; Fungi; Ascomycota; Dothideomycetes; Mytilinidiales; Mytilinidiaceae.